UGCAUUUUGAAAAAUCAGGCAUAUUCUGCGGACAGACUGCAGUCGAUCAGGUUUUCUGUUCUGGGUUUGAAGACUAUUUGAACUAUUGUUCCUUUGAGCAGUUUUACUGACCCUGGUCAGUUUUUGGUGUAGUAAUCAAACAGAAUUAAUUUCAUCAGUAAUUUUUAUCGAUCAGGCCAGAGCUCCAGCAAUGCAUCACUUUAUUUCUUUACUGUUAUUCAUUAUUGGGCUGCAUGUGAGCAUUCAGUCAGUUAUAGUACUAGAGUCUAAGCCAAGAAAUUACAAAUCAGUGCUGACUGUGUCUAAUGGAAUGAACUGGGGUUCUUGGAAGUCUAAGGAAAUCUGUCCAACUGGAAUGUAUGCUGCAGGGUUUAGUCUAAAGGUGGAAGAACUUUCCUAUGGCGUUUGGGAUGAUAACACUGCACUGAACGGGAUUCGCCUUCACUGCAUCGAUCCGUCCAAAGCCGUAACAGUCGUAUAUCACGACUACGCCACAGUCCAGUCAGAAGUAGGAAGCUGGGGUCAAUGGACAAAAAUCAAAUGGUGUCCUUUUGGGCUCUUGACUGCUUUUCAGCUGAGAGUUGUAUCAUCCCAAGGCAUUGAAGACGACACGGCUGUCAACAACAUCAGAUUCAGAUGCACUCACGGGACUUUGCUGAUGGGUGACGGCACAGGCUGGGGAGAUUGGGGUGGCUGGAGCUCAACAUGUGAAGGGUUAGGGAUCUGUGGCAUCAUGACAAGGGUAGAAGAGCAUCAGGGGACAUGGGGAGACGACACCGCUCUCAAUGACGUGCGCAUGAUAUGCUGUGAUUAAAUUCAAUAUUCUCCUGUUCUCUUUAAUUAUUGCACGGCUUGGCUAUUGUUGUCAGAUUUGCCAUUAGUCGUUUCUCUAAAACCCAUUAUAUCCUCCUGAAGCUGAUUAUGACACAGUCUAAUUAUGCUGUAUAUAUGACAUUAUGAUCCUCAUUAAACUUCAGAUCAGAUCUCUUCUCAUACUGUAACCUGGAACUAAAGGUGUUCGAGAUUGUAGUAAAAUCUGCUUGCGCCAUCUAGUGGACAAAGAUGAAAACAUU
Molecule: messenger RNA, 1073 nt
Organism: Carassius carassius (crucian carp)
Lineage: Eukaryota; Metazoa; Chordata; Actinopteri; Cypriniformes; Cyprinidae
Product: vitelline membrane outer layer protein 1-like
Exons: 4
Coding region: 191-814 (207 amino acids)
Source: RefSeq, a predicted model, not a curated record